AUUCUUUAAUGUUGGUCAAGACGCCAGCAGCGGUUUACGUUUGCUCCGUAAGUCCUGCAUCAACUCAGCAAGCACUGAAGAGCAACGUUCUCAAAGCCUGGAUGUAACUCCAUGAGAGGUAGACAUCAUAGGCCGGUAGGUUGCUUUGUUCUCAUGUACAUAUCACAUGUCAUGUAUGCCUGCUUUGCAUCUGCAGUUACCGGCUCUGAGUGCGCUAAAGGCUGCAAAACUCACAAGAAAUCCAUCCUACUAUCCGUGGUUGUGCACAACUUCGCAACUACUAUGUCUCCAGGUCUUGAGCUGGCGAAAUGCAUGGCCAUUGCCCUGGCCGCCUGGAUCCUUCCGCGUUCGUUCUUGGCACCGGUGGUGGCCUGUGGCGCUGUACAGCUGUGGUCGAUGAUGCAGCAAUGCCUCAGGACCUCGGACAAGCCCAAGAAGAUCCAUGAGUUUGAGAAUUUCCUGGCCACUGUGCAAACCCUGUGCGACCGUCGAAACUUCAGCAUCCUUGCAGCUGUCGUCGUUAUUCUGGUCUACUUGGCACUCGGUGAUUCGAUCAAGACAAGCCACUUCCUCCUGAGCGCAGCGUUCCAAGCCGCCCUCGCCUUCUCGCUGGGCAUUCUGGUCGCAGCCAUCCUUCCAGAAAAGGAGGAAGUGCAAGAACCUUACAACUGCCCUUGCGGCAUGAAGUGUGGGUCCUCGUCAGAGGACUCUUGCCCCUACGGUGCAGACUUUUGGUCUGACUUCGAGGAGAAUGAGAAGGUCCCCGAAGAGGAUCACAGCAAGGACUUGAUCGAUGUCCUUUUCCUGCGCAAAAAGUGCUGAGUGCGGUGGCAUUUUUGGGGUGACCACGCACAGGGCGCGAACGAAGAAAAGGGGCCCGAGCGUGGCCGAGCUGACGACGAGAACCUUCAGCCGUUCACCCAGAGAGACCGAGAAGAUCUGAGAACUCGCC
Durusdinium trenchii is the source of this 952-nucleotide messenger RNA. The record is from the annotation of a GenBank genome assembly. NCBI's taxonomy places the organism in Eukaryota, Dinophyceae, Suessiales, Symbiodiniaceae.